AUGGCUGACUCUAUCCAGCCCAGCGACGGGAACGAGAACACGGCCCCUCAGCUAGCAAAUAUCAUCCAGGCUCUUGAUGUUAUACAUUCCCCCGCCUCCUCGAAUGAAGUCAGGAAGCAAGCCUCAGAGUUUCUCGAGCAGCAGAAGCAUGAAAAGGCCGCUCUGCAAAAUGGCUACUUUUUGGCUGCGGAAAAGAGCCAUUCCCCUGUAGUCCAGCACCUCGGACUUUCAUUCCUGGAGCAUGUUUUGCGGUACAAAUUCCUGGAGCUGUCUCCAGACGAGGUGAACCAUACCAGGGGUCUUGUCAUGAGUCUGGCUGAAGGUUUGCGGUGCCAGGAUCCUUCUUACAUCCGCAACAAAGUGGCUUCGUUAUGGGUUGAACUUGCAAAGCGUACCUGGGGUCUGGAGUGGCCGCAGAUGGAUGAAUCUUUGAUGCAUCUAUGGAAUGCGACAUUUACCCAUAAAGAACUUGUGCUGACUGUACUGGAGACUCUAUCAGAGGACACAAUCCAUCAGGAAGACACAGCGUCAUCCCUUAGAGGAACUGAUUUAAACAGAGCUCUAGUGGAAAUUUGCACACCCUAUGACGUUUUCAAAGUGGCGUACCCAAAAAGGGACCAUCAUACUGAAAUCCGCAGUGGGAGCGAGGGCUGGCUCUUCAGGGUCUCAUAUUUCUUAAGUGACUGUGUACGGAAUUUCCAUGCAUCGACGGAAGCCAAAACUUGUGCAUUAAAGUCAUUGAGUUGUCUGCGUUCGCUUGUUGCCUGGGUUAUACCAAUGGCCAUCGAUUCAUCUCAGUGCGUCAUAGCCAUUUGUAAUGCACUCGAAGUUGAGGAUGAUGCAGUUCUUCUGGCGGCGGUCGAGGCGUUACACUCGUUAUAUGGAAGAUCAACUUAUAAUAUUGAGGAGUUCCAAAGGCUUGUGAACAUAAUAUAUCAAAAUGAUCAUCUUAACCUCCUGAGGAAAUUAUAUGAAUGGUCGAUUGUCGGCGCAGAUAACAUUAUUGAGUCGAAAUACUCUAUAUCCAAAAAGCUAUCCGAGUUGGUCUCCUAUAUCGCCGGUUUUCUCGAAGAGAAAUCGACAGAUUUCACGAAAUCAGUUGACCUUCCUAUCUUUUUCUCCUUUCUCAUUAGUAUACUCCAGAAUCCAAGUCUUGUUGUGUCCAUACCAGUACUUCAUUCAUGGUCCAGACUACUUGCCUCAAGCCAUAUAGGUGGAUUGAAUAUUGUCAACAACCUAAUAGGGCAGCUACUGCAGAUCUGUUCUCAGCGGCUCGUACGAUACGAGGCACUUCCAGAGGAUUCAGAUGACCCAACCAUGGUAUUUCUUAGCGAGGAUAUUGAUACUAUACCCGAACGCCAUGCCUUUGUUGGAAAUUACCGGCGGUACUGCAGUCAAGUCAUUGAAGUUAUCGUUCAAAAACACACACUUGAGGCAAUUCCUCAUAUCCUCGCUGGGGUCAAUAGCGCCCUGGAUAACGUAUAUGCAGGGAAUGCUCCAUUCAACGUGGCUACCUUUCAGAAGCAAUCAAUACCUGCCCUCCGUGCUGAUAUCCAAUUUACGGUAGUUGAGGCAAUGUUGAAGGGUUACCUCAAAUGGAAAGGAUCAUUGGGCUCAAACCCUCAACUAGAUCAGGACCCAUGCAUAAAACAACGAGUGCUACGAUUAUGCGUUGACAUUUCAGCAAAGGCUCUGGUAGAUCGACCAAGUUACGCGCUGAAAAUCCUCGAGCAUAUAUUGAUGGUCCAGAUACCCGAUCACCCAGAAUAUUCUGCGUAUUCGGAGUCAGUGAGAGAACUCUAUAAUAUGGCCACCUACGAGAUUCGGAGGCUUGCGAUUAGAUACGCUGACUACUUUGCCAAUUACUACGAGCCGCUAGAACAAAAAGCACAGGAAAUUGGGAAAAGGCCGAAUGACGAGGGACGUCCUCAUAUGGAGCUAUCUGCGAUCCUCUUGAUUAUCAUGCAGCGUGCUCGGAGCGUGGAUCCGUAUAUCAGACAAGCCCGAUUGAACUCUUUUGUUGAACCAAUCAAACAGGCGUGGACUAAUCAAGAACUAAAGCUGGUACUGGGUUCAUUCAAGGGGUUUUAUGAUGUCCUUGGUUUGGAUAAAGUACACCCUUACCUUCAGAAACGUGAAGCCCAGAAGAUAGAGGAUUGGACUGCCGUUCCACUCGACGCCGAAGGCAUACAUAUCCAGGAAGAUUUAAGUAAAAAAUUCCAGGAGUUACCCCUGCGCCCUACUCGCACACUACUCGCUGUAUCAACGGAGAAGGUGAAAAAAGAUGAGCCAGCAUACCAGAUUGCCCUUGACCUAUGGAAAGAUACUAUUCCCCUAAUCUUGCCGACUAUUCUCCAGCUUAUUAGAUUCUGGCAAGCCGGUAUUUCAAGUGGAAGCAGGCAGGAAUUCUACUCUAAAAUAGCUGGGUCAAAAACUACGCUAGAAGGGCUUUCAUCAUCUGUUCGCGGAAAAGUGAGAGCCGUCAGAGAAGCAUGCUAUUCGGUUCUUUUCAGCAUGAGCCGGCUAGAAAAUUAUUUCUACGGGUUUCCCGAACUUCCUGUUCCCCUUUCGCAGGCGCUAUACAAAGAUGCUUUCUCCCUGUCUUCACACCAAUUUUCGGUCCUCUUAAAUAUCUCACGGUGUCUAAUAGAUGAUUGCCCGUCGAAUGCCCGCGCUGAUUUCUUACCCCCGAUGAUGUCCGCGUUAUUUUCACAGCUUGACAAGAAAGUUACUAGCGAGUGGGAUAUAAUCCAGCGCCGAAGGAUAGGUAUCGUUGAUGAUGACCUUACGGAGGAAAUGAAAGACGAAAGUAUCCUCAGACAAUUGACAUACUCUGCUGUCAUCAUGGUGGCUAGCUUCCUGGAUCCCGAGCGAGAAGGAGAGCUCAAGGCUACCGAUGGAGGGCAGCCUGAAACAAUGCGAAGUUUCAUUAUAUCAUCCACCGAGAUCCUUGAGCCGGUUCUUUUAUUCUGCACACAUGCCUUGCAAAUGCAUGACACACGUUGCUGCGUUAUUAUAACCCGCGUUAUUCGAUCCAUGCUAACGGAAUUCGUUCCUGCGACCGACACUCCAACAGCUGCUACCAUUCGGGAAUUCAUCAGUACUGAAGUUUUGAAAGCGUGUAUAAACUCUGUUCAUGACCCAUAUUUUGUGGACAUGCAAAAGGAUCUAGCACAGCUCAUAUCUUCUAUAUGGAUUUUAUAUGGCCCAACAACAAACACUCCUAGAUCUAUCAUUCUGAGCUUGCCAGGAAUGCUAGAACAGAAGGUGAAAGCAGCGGAGGUCGCACUUCACGGUUCAGCCUCAAGCAGACAGCAGAAAGCCAUCAUCCUGGAUCUGCUGGAGGGUGUUCGAGGAGUGAGGAUCAGUGAGCAAGGACGCAUUUUGGGUACGGCCGUCAAUCGUCGGAAGGAACGCAGCUCAAUGCAGGCGAGAUAUAUGUCUACAGAAAUGGAGGGAGAAGAAGCCAAGAAAGUUGACAUAAAUGACGGGGCUGACCUAACGUUUGUAGCCGAUAUGUUCAAUCAGGCUUAA
This is a messenger RNA of Trichophyton verrucosum HKI 0517, 3534 nucleotides long. RefSeq lists its product as uncharacterized. Gene Ontology annotation, molecular function: nuclear export signal receptor activity; RNA binding. The transcript is spliced from 10 exons. The record is from RefSeq and is a predicted model, not a curated record. Gene Ontology annotation, biological process: RNA export from nucleus; protein export from nucleus. The coding region runs from base 1 to 3534 and encodes 1177 amino acids. Lineage: Eukaryota; Fungi; Ascomycota; Eurotiomycetes; Onygenales; Arthrodermataceae. Gene Ontology annotation, cellular component: cytoplasm; RNA nuclear export complex; nucleus.